AUGGCGGGCAUAUAUAAUGGGCCCGCACGUGGUGGCACCAGGGGGGGCAAGGACCAGUUCAACUGGGAGAGUGUGAGAGCGGACCAGGACAGGGAAUAUUACCUCGGGCACAGCGUGAAGGCCCUGACCGGCAGGUGGCAGAAGGGCAAGGAUGUAUACUGGUACACCCGCGAGAAGGAGGGGGAUGCCCAGGCGGCACGCGAAAAGGAGCUGGCCAUGGUGAAGCAGCGGGAGGAGGACCUCAUGAUGGAGGCGCUGGGCAUGAAGCCGCGGCCGCCAAAGCCGGUGACACAGCCCAAGCUGGAUGGUGCGGACAUGCAGAAGAUACUGCAUGGGGCCGGCGACGCUGCCGAGGAGGAGGACCCGGGCGCAGAGGAUCGGGUGAAGGGGCUGGGCUUCAAUGCCUCCCGCCUCACCGGCGCAGUUCAGGAUGGGGAGAUGGUGGAGCGCCUCGCAGGCGUGGGGACCUCCCAGUCUGUCGCGGGAACGCGCCAGCAGCCGGCGUCGACGCGGGGUGGGCCAGGGGUUGCCCAGGCCGAGGAGUCUGCGCCGCCCAGGGCAGACAUCCGGAAGCAGGAUAGGAGGGAGGAGAAGAAGGUGCAGAGCUAG
Molecule: messenger RNA, 609 nt
Organism: Auxenochlorella protothecoides
Lineage: Eukaryota; Viridiplantae; Chlorophyta; Trebouxiophyceae; Chlorellales; Chlorellaceae
Product: Multiple myeloma tumor-associated protein 2-like protein
Exons: 4
Coding region: 1-609 (202 amino acids)
Source: RefSeq, a predicted model, not a curated record